GCGGAGGAGAACAUGGCGGCCGCGGAGAGCGGCUGAAAUGCCUGUUCUUCAGGCCCGGCGAGCGCGAGUCUGACGCGAUCCGCCGAGCGCGCCCCUCAGACGGCUGGCCCGCGGCCUCGAGUGCCUGGGCCGCGUCGCUCCCCGCAGUUCGUCCGCGACAGCCGGCGCCCGCGGGCGCGUCCUGCAUCCCCCGCGGGGGGACCCCAGCGCCGACCAGGGGGCAGCGAGCGGCGGCGGGAGGCCGCGGCGGCGGCGGCGGCGCCACGGUCGCGGGCGAGCGCGGCCCGGCGGCGGCAGAUCUGUCCAUACUGAUGGAAAUGAUGUAACUGGCACUGACACAAUCAAGAAUCCUCCAACAAGGUCUUGCUGCCGAAUGAAGUCACUAUUUAGAAUUUGUACUUAUUCUAAGCUGUCCACAUAACUGACCUUAAACGAGGCGAGAGUGAAGAGACCAGAUCCGUCUCUGGAGAAACAUUGUUCCUUCAGUUCCUGGAAACUACCCUCUGGAGCUCUAGAGGUGCCCGUACUAUCUGUUGUGCAGACUCAUGAUGAACAAAGAAGUCUCCCAGGUGUGAAGUUUUCAACAUGAGUGGCCUCGGGGACAGUUCAUCCGACCCUGCAAACCCAGACUCUCACAAAAGGAAAGGAUCGCCAUGUGACACGCUGGCAUCAAGCACUGAAAAGAGGCGCAGGGAACAAGAAAAUAAAUAUUUAGAAGAGCUAGCUGAGUUAUUAUCUGCCAACAUCAGCGACAUCGACAGCUUGAGUGUAAAGCCAGACAAAUGCAAGAUUUUGAAGAAAACAGUCGAUCAGAUACAACUAAUGAAGAGAAUGGAACAAGAGAAGUCAACAACUGAUGAUGAAGUGCAGAAAUCAGACAUCUCCUCGAGCAGUCAAGGCGUGAUCGAGAAGGAAUCCUUGGGGCCUCUCCUUCUGGAGGCUUUAGAUGGAUUUUUCUUUGUUGUGAACUGUGAAGGGAGAAUUGUAUUCGUGUCUGAAAAUGUGACUAGCUACUUGGGUUACAAUCAGGAGGAAUUAAUGAACACGAGUGUCUACAGCAUCCUGCACGUGGGAGACCAUGCAGAAUUUGUGAAAAACCUGCUACCAAAAUCACUAGUAAAUGGAGUCCCUUGGCCUCAAGAGGCAACACGACGAAAUAGCCAUACCUUUAACUGUAGGAUGCUAAUUCACCCUCCAGAUGAGCCAGGUGCUGAGAACCAAGAGGCCUGCCAGCGGUAUGAAGUAAUGCAGUGUUUCACUGUGUCCCAGCCAAAAUCGAUCCAAGAGGAUGGAGAAGAUUUCCAGUCCUGUUUGAUCUGUAUUGCACGGCGGUUGCCUCGGCCUCCAGCCAUGACGGGCGUAGAAUCCUUCAUGACCAAGCAAGAUACGACAGGUAAAAUCAUCUCUAUCGAUACGAGUUCCCUGAGGGCUGCUGGCAGAACUGGCUGGGAAGAUUUAGUGAGGAAGUGCAUCUACGCCUUUUUCCAACCUCAGGGCAGGGAGCCGUCUUACGCCAGACAACUCUUUCAAGAAGUGAUGACUCGUGGCACUGCCUCCAGCCCAUCCUAUAGAUUCAUAUUGAAUGAUGGGACAAUGCUUAGCGCCCACACCAAGUGUAAGCUUUGCUACCCUCAAAGUCCAGACAUGCAGCCUUUCAUCAUGGGGAUUCAUAUCAUCGACAGGGAACACAGUGGGCUUUCUCCUCAAGAUGACACUAAUUCUGGAAUGUCAAUUCCCCGCAUAAACCCCGCCGUCAACCCCAGUAUCUCUCCAGCCCAUGGCGUGGCCCGUUCAUCCUCAUUGCCAUCAUCCAACAGCAGCAUGGUACCCACUCGCAUAAACCGCCAACAGAGCUCAGACCUUCAUAGCAGCAGUCACAGUAAUCCCAGCAACAGCCAAGGGAAUUUUGGAUGCUCACCUGGAAAUCAGAUUGUAGCCAGUGUUGCCUUAAACCAGGGGCAGGCCAGUUCCCAGAGCACUAACCCCUCUCUAAACCUCACUAAUCCUCCCAUGGAAGGUACAGGAAUAUCCCUCUCACAGUUCAUGUCUCCUAGGAGACAGGUUGGUUCUGGAUUGGCAACGAGGCCCAGGAUGCCGAACAAUUCAUUUCCUCCCAAUAUACCCACAAUUAGCUCCCCUGUUGGCAUGACAAGUAGUGCCUGUAACAAUAGUAACCGAUCUUAUUCAAACAUCCCAGUACCAUCUUUGCAGAACAUGAAUGAAGGACCCAAUAACUCCACGGGCUUCUCUGCCAGCUCCCCAGUCCUCAGGCAGAUGAGCUCACAGAAUUCACCUAGUAGAUUAAAUAUCCAGCCAGCAAAAGCUGAGUCCAAAGAUAACAAGGAGAUUACAUCCAUUUUAAACGAGAUGAUUCAGUCUGACAACAGCUCUGGUGACUGCAAAACUCUGGAUUCCGGGCUUCUGCAUAACAGUGACAGACUCUCCGAAGGAGACAACAAAUACUCCCAAACCAGCCACAAGCUGGUGCAACUCUUGACGACGACCGCGGAGCAGCAGCUCCGGCACGCGGAGAUAGACACAAGUUGCAAAGAGGUCCUGUCCUGCACAGCCGCUUCCAACUCGGCCUCUGCUAACCCUUCGGGCGGCUCCUGCCCCUCGUCUCAUAGCUCGCUGACAGAGAGGCACAAAAUCCUCCACCGGCUCUUACAGGAGGGCAGCCCCUCAGAUAUCACCACUUUGUCUGUUGAGCCUGAGAAAAAGGACACCGCAGCUGCCGGUGUGUCAGUGACGGGACAGGUGCAGGGCAGCUCCGGCAUAAAGCUCGAACUGGAUGCUUCAAAGAAAAAAGAAUCAAAAGACCAUCAGCUCCUACGCUACCUUUUAGAUAAAGACGAGAAAGAUUUACGCUCGACCCCCAGCCUGAGCCUGGACGAUGUCAAGGUGAAAGUGGAAAAGAAGGAGCAGAUGGAUCCUUGUAACACAAACACAACCCCAAUGACCAGACCUGCUCCUGAGGAAAUUAAGCUGGAAUCCCAGAACCAGUUUGCAGCUGACCUUGACCAGUUUGAUCAGUUACUACCCACGCUGGAGAAGGCGGCACAGCUGCCAGGCUUAUGUGAGGCAGACAGGAUGGAUGGUGCCGUCAGCAGUGUAGCCAUCAAAUCGGAGAUCCUGCCGGCUUCACUUCAGUCCACCACUGCCAGACCCACUGCCCGGCUGAAUAGAUUGCCUGAGCUGGAAUUAGAAGCAAUUGAUAACCAGUUUGGACAACCAGGAACAGCUGAUCAGAUCCCAUGGACAAAUAAUACAGUGACAGCUGUAACUCAGAAUAAGCCAGAAGACCAGUGUAUUAGUUCACAAUUAGAUGAGCUUCUCUGUCCACCGACGACAGUAGAAGGAAGGAAUGAUGAAAAGGCUCUUCUUGAACAGCUGGUGUCCUUCCUCAGUGGCAAAGAUGAGACCGAGCUAGCUGAGCUGGACAGAGCUCUGGGAAUCGACAAACUUGUUCAGGGAGGUGGAUUAGACGUCUUAUCAGAGAGGUUUCCACCACAGCAAGCUACACCACCUUUGAUGAUAGACGAAAGACCCAAUCUUUAUUCCCAGCCUUACUCUUCUCCGUCGCCUACUGCCAACCUCUCGAGCCCCUUCCAAGGCAUGGCCAGGCAAAAACCUUCCAUGGGGACUGUGCCUGUUCAAGUAACACCUCCCCGAGGUGCUUUUCCACCUGGCAUGGGCAUGCAGCCCAGGCAGACUCUAAACAGACCUCCAGCUGCCCCCAACCAACUGCGACUUCAACUUCAACAGCGAUUACAGGGACAGCAGCAGUUGAUACACCAGAAUCGACAAGCCAUUCUGAACCAGUUUGCAGCGACCACUCCUGUUGGCCUCAGUAUGAGAUCAGGCACGCAGCAGCAAAUGACCCCUCAGCCGCCCCUGAAUGCCCAGAUGCUGGCACAGCGGCAGCGGGAGUUGUACAGUCAGCAGCACCGGCAGCGGCAGCUAAUCCAGCAGCAGAGAGCCGCGCUCAUGAGGCAGCAAAGCUUCGGGAACAGCCUCCCCCCCUCGUCGGGACUGGGACUGCCCGUGCAGAUGGGGAGCCCCCGGCUUCCUCAGGGUGCUCCGCAGCAGUUCCCCUACCCGCCCAACUACGGUACAAAUCCAGGAACCCCGCCUGCUUCUACCAGCCCGUUUUCGCAACUGGCAGCAAAUCCUGAGGCCACCUUGGCCAACCGCAACAGCAUGGUGAACCGAGGCAUGUCAGGGAACAUGGGAGGACAGUUCAGCACUGGCAUCAAUCCUCAGUUGCAACAGAACGUCUUCCAGUACCCAGGAUCAGGAAUGGUGCCCCAAGGUGAGGCAAAUUUUGCUCCAUCGCUAAGUCCCGGAAGCCCCAUGGUCCCGAUGCCGAUCCCUCCUCCUCAGAGCUCUCUGCUCCAGCAGACUCCACCUGCUUCUGGGUACCAGUCUCCGGACAUGAAGGCCUGGCAGCAAGGAGCAAUGGGAAACAACAAUGUGUUCGGCCAAGCUGUCCAGAACCAGCCCCCACCUGCGCAGCCCGGAGUCUACAACAAUAUGAGCAUCACCGUGUCCAUGGCCGGCGGGAACACGAGCGUGCAGAACAUGAACCCCAUGAUGGGCCAGAUGCAGAUGAGCUCUUUGCAGAUGCCAGGAAUGAGCGCCGUGUGCCCUGAGCAGAUAACUGAUCCGGCACUGCGACACACAGGCCUGUACUGCAACCAGCUCUCAUCCACUGACCUUCUCAAAACAGAAACAGACGGAACCCAGCAGGUACAGCAAGUUCAGGUGUUUGCUGAUGUCCAGUGUACAGUGAAUCUGGUAGGCGGGGACCCUUACCUGAACCAGCCUGGUCCACUGGGAACUCAAAAGCCCACCGCAGGACCACAGACCCCCCAGGCCCAGCAGAAGAGCCUCCUUCAGCAGCUACUGACUGAAUAACCACUUUUAAAGGAAUGUGAUAAUAAUAAUAAUAAUAAUAAUAAUACAUACAGAGAUAUACAAAUAUAUUCUAUUUUUUCUGAGAUUUUUGAUAUCUCAGUCUGCAGCCAUUCUUCAGGUCGUAGCAUUUGGAGCAAAAUAAAAAAAAAAAAAGAAAGAAAGAAAAGAAAAGAAAAAAAAAAAAGUCCACUUCUGUUGGGAGAGUGAAAGAUGGGCUUUGUCUCUUCGCAAAGGCCUCCGCUAUUGGAAAGACUCACAAGGCAGGAGGAGCCAUUGGACAAUCCGUCUCUUGAGCCGAAUUCAAUCUUGCUUACUUUUGUGAUCAAUCAUUGGCUUCUUAAUCUGAAUGAAGAGAACCGAGACGACAGCUUCCACGAGGAGGUGAGGCUCCCCCUCCACCGGCUCAGUGGACCGGGGAAGAAGGGCUCUUCUGUGCCCCGCCCCCACUCCCACCAAAGGUCAUAGGGCUCCUAAAUCAGCCGCACAGCCCUUCUCGACCUACCGACCGACCCCAGACAGCGUGUGUGUACAAUCAGCUUCUUCUAGCCACUCUCCGUGUUGGCUUCAAGACAAUAUUUUGUCUCCAUGUACAUACCCUUCUCCUUUAAAAAGAAAAGGAAAAAAAAUUAAAAAGAGAUGGAUUUAAACCAAGAUGCCUCCAGGAACGAGGACAGCAAUGCAUAUAUUCACAGAGGAAUCCAAAAAAGUACAGUUUUGGGGAAAAAAAUGCAAUAAUUUUUGAUGAGAUGGGUGAAGGACAAGAAACAAGUUCUGUCAAUUAUUGUAGAUACAAUUUUCUGAUUAAAUCUGGAAGAAAAAAUAAAUAGAAGGCAGCCUAUCCUUUCUGCUUUUAUUGUAUUAACAGCCUGAGGUAGCUCAACUUAUUUAAAAUAAAAUAAAAUUAAAUUUAUGAUCCAAGCAGCUUAUCUUUCCCUUCAGAUCUCACUGUAAAUAUCUAUCCGAUUUCCUGUAGUUGAUUUCCUCCUGUUCAGUUUUAUGACUUUAUGAUCAUACUCUUUGAUUUUUCUAAAUACAUGUGUGAAAUAGAACAUUGACUUGCAGUUACAUUGGGCAAGGAAUAUUUCAUUGUUUGAACAACUGUGACACCAUGUUAUGGAUUUACUUUGGGGUUCAAACCAAAAUGCCAGAAUGAGCUGUUCCAGGUGAGCUGGCGCUUGUGGCCCUGGCAGGCGCUGGGGACAUGCGGCUUGAGGGCAAUGUGAGGAAUUAGCACCAGAGGUGCCGGGUUACAUUGUACAGAGAAAAUUUUUGUACUCAAAGAAAAAAAAAAAAAUUCUUUUUUUUUUUUUUUGGAAUUUUCACCAGUGCAAAUAGAAAUUUUGCUCUUUCUGCUCUGAGGCUCAUUGGUACUAGAUGUGACCUCUGUGUGUUGUCUCUCUGCCACAUCCUGUCUCAUCCUGGCCCCUGAGGCAGGAGCCCAGUGAACUGACUUGCUAGUCCUAGAAGUUCCACUGCAAGGCCAGGCAAAGCUUGAGAAAGGUUUUGGGGAAGUAGCAGAAGUAGAGCCCCUCCCUCCCUGCCUUCCUCCCUCCCUCCCCUCACUUGCCUUUACCUGCGUCUGGGCCCGUGAAUGGUGACAACAUCUGACAUUGUACACCAGCUCUCUCUGCUCCCCCAGCAGAGGCAAGGCCAUAAGAACUAACCCUGGAAGAAGGACACGGACUCAGACACCAAGGAAGAAGCCAUUUUCCCAGGUCCUCCUCUGUGGAUCUCACCACCCCCAGUCACAGAUGACUCCACUGAACAGCAUCUAUUCAGAAACUACACCGAAUAAAAAGAUUGGAAGGGCUCAUGUGGGGGAGCAGCUGUGAAACAGAAGUAGGACACUCAGUCACAAACACUAUCUCUUGUAGUUUUCCAGAGGAAAAAGAAAACGCAGCCAUGGUUUCUUUCAUUCCCAGCUUCGAAAGCCCGGCCAUGUUACUCUAGCCCCCUGCAAACUGCUCCCGGACGGAGGUCAUUUCUGGUUUUGUUUGUGAUACUUUGUGCCGCAGACUUCAGGAAGUCCACUUUUAACUCCAGCAUUCCAGAUGAAGUUUCCUGACUCGCUGCUUUUGCAUAAGGAACUAGACAGAAAAAGUGGUGAGGAGAAUCAGAGAUGUGAACAUCCUUCCCCAUCCCAACUGCACCUUGACGUUUGCAUGUCACCUUGAAGGUUUUAUAAUUGCACUGUUUGUUUUAUGUAUGUACAGAUUAAAAUUAUUGCUACAUUUGAGGAAAAUAAAAUUGCUUGCUUCUA
Erinaceus europaeus (western European hedgehog) is the source of this 7177-nucleotide messenger RNA. It is a transcript of the gene NCOA1, whose product is annotated as nuclear receptor coactivator 1. The record is from RefSeq and is a predicted model, not a curated record. Gene Ontology annotation, cellular component: nucleus. Gene Ontology annotation, molecular function: protein dimerization activity; nuclear receptor binding. Bases 586 to 4917 code for a protein of 1443 amino acids. Gene Ontology annotation, biological process: positive regulation of transcription by RNA polymerase II; cellular response to hormone stimulus. The transcript is spliced from 22 exons. Lineage: Eukaryota; Metazoa; Chordata; Mammalia; Eulipotyphla; Erinaceidae.